Branchiostoma belcheri (Belcher's lancelet) is the source of this 620-nucleotide messenger RNA. RefSeq names its product coiled-coil domain-containing protein 58-like. The record is from RefSeq and is a predicted model, not a curated record. The coding region runs from base 31 to 471 and encodes 146 amino acids. Gene Ontology annotation, cellular component: mitochondrion; mitochondrial intermembrane space. Lineage: Eukaryota; Metazoa; Chordata; Leptocardii; Amphioxiformes; Branchiostomatidae. The transcript has 5 exons.
GUAACCCACUGCGCAAUUUUCACGACCAAAAUGGCGGCGCCCAGUGGUGAAAUUUCGGUGACCUGCGACGAUUUCUUGGAAUUUCAAGAAGCGCUGAAGAAGUUCCGGACCAUAGAUGACAAGAUAGUGUACCAGCUGAACACAGCCAUCCCAACCAGCUCAUUCGCAGACAAGGUCAACGCAGGGACGCAGUGCAAAAGUCUUUAUGAGGAGCUGUCCCGAGGACACGUCCAGCGGGAGAAUGCAAUAAGGAAAUGUAUCCAGCAGGUGUCUCAACAGGUGGCCAAGCUGAGGCAGGCCAGGGAAACUGACCACGAUAACAUCAACCUUCUCAAACAACUCAGAAAGGAACAGACAAAGCUGAGGUUAAUGCAGCAGGAGAUGAAUGUGGAAGAAGUGGUCAGGGACAGGUCAUUAAAGAUUUUCCAAGAACGUUGUCGAACAUUCUACAAACCGCCGGCCUCGUCCUGACCGCGGCAGUUCUUAUUGUACUCAGGAUAGACGUAGUUAACUUCUUCCAAUUUCUGCUGUUGUGACACUGAACAACAGACAAGUUUUCCUGAACUAAAUAGAAGUCCAGUUUAUUUGUCAAGGUACAAAAUGGGUUUACAGGGAAACAG